Messenger RNA from Closterium sp. NIES-65, 4740 nucleotides. The record is from the annotation of a GenBank genome assembly. Lineage: Eukaryota; Viridiplantae; Streptophyta; Zygnematophyceae; Desmidiales; Closteriaceae.
AUGCUCAUCAUCGGCGGCAGCGUGCUCGUCAUCGGCCGCAAGGUGCUCGUCAUCGGUCGCAGCGUGCUCAUCAUCGGCCGUAGCCUGCUCGUCAUCGGCGGCAGCUUGCUCAUCAUCUGCCGUAGCCUGCUCGUCAUCAGCCGCACCCUGCUCGUCUUUUGCCGCAGCCUGCUUGUCAUCGGCCGCAGCCUACUCGUCAUCGACCGCAGCCUGCUCGUCAUCGACCGCAGCCUGCUCGUCAUCGGCCGCAGCCUGCUCGUCAUCGGCCACAGCCUGCCCGUCAUCGGCCGCAAUGUGCUCGUCAACGGCCGCAACUUGCUUGUCAUCGGCCGCAGUGUGUUCGUCAUUGGCCGCAGCCUGCUCGUGGUCGAUCGAAGUGUGCUCCUCAUCGCCAGCAGCCUGCUCCUCAUCAACCGCAGCCUGCUCGUCAUCGGCCGCAGCCUGCUCGUCAUCGCCCGCAGCCUGCUCAUCAUCGGCCGCAGCCUGCUCGUCGCCGGCCGUAGCCUGCUCGUCAUCUACCGCAGCCUGCUCGUCAUCUGCCGCAGCCUGCUCGUCAUUAGCCGCAGUGUUCUCAUCAUCAGCCGCAGCCUGCUCGUCAUCGGCCGCAACCUGCUCGUCAUCAGCCGCAGCGUGCUCGUCAUCGGCCGCAGCGUGCUCGUCAUCGGCCGCAGCGUGCUCGUCAUCGGCCGCAGCCUGCUCGUCAUCAGCCGCAGCGUGCUCGUCAUCGGCUGCAGCGUGCUCGUCAUCGGCCGCAGCCUGCUCGUAAUCGGCCGCAACCUGCUCGUCAUCGGACGCAGCCUGCUCGUCAUCGGUCGCUGCCUGCUCGUCAUUGGCCGCAGCCUGCUCGUGAUCGGCCGCAGCCUGCUCGUGAUCGAUCGCAGUGUGCUCCUCAUCGCCAGCAGCCUGCUCGUAAUGGACCGCAGCCUGCUCGUCAUCGGCCGCAGCCUGCUCGUCAUCGCCCGCAGCCUACUCAUGAUCGGCCGCAGCCUGCUCAUCAUCGGCCGCAGCCUGCUCGUCAUCGGCUGCAGCCUCCUCAUCAUCGGCCGCAGCUUGCUCGUUGUAGGCCGUAGCCGUGCUCGUCAUCGGCCGCAGCCUGCUCGUCUUCGGCCGCAGCCUGCUCGUCAUCAGCCGCAGCCUGCUCGUCUUCGGCCGCAGCAUGUUUGUCAUCGACCGCAGCCUGCUCGUCAUUGGCCGCAGCUUGCUCUUCAUCGCCCGCAACCUGCUCGUCAUCGGCCGCAGCCUACUCGUCAUCGGCCGCAGCCUGCUCGUCAUCGGCCGCAGCCUGCUCGUCCCUGCUCGUCAUCGGCAGCAGCCUGCUCAUCAUCUGCCAUAGCCUGCUCGUCAUCAGCCGCACCCUGCUCGUCUUUUGCCGCAGCCUGCUUGUCAUCGGCCGCAGCCUACUCGUCAUCGACCGCAGCCUGCUCGUCAUCGGCCGCAGCCUGCUCGUCAUCAGCCGCAAGCCUGCUCGUCAUCGGCCACAGCCUGCCCGUCAUCGGCCGCAAUGUGCUCGUCAACGGCCGCAACUUGCUUGUCAUCGGCCGCAGCGUGCUCGUCAUUGGCCGGAGCCUGCUCGUGGUCGAUCGCAGUGUGCUCCUCAUCGCCAGCAGCCUGCUCCUCAUCGACCGCAGCCUGCUCGUCAUCGGCCGCAACCUGCUCGUCAUCGCCCGCAGCCUGCUCAUCAUCGGCCGCAGCCUGCUCGUCGCCGGCCGUAGCCUGCUCGUCAUCUACCGCAGCCUGCUCGUCAUCUGCCGCAGCCUGCUCGUCAUUAGCCGCAGUGUUCUCAUCAUCAGCCGCAGCCUGCUCGUCAUCGGCCGGAACCUGCUCGUCAUCAGCCGUAGCGUGCUCGUCAUCGGCCGCAGCGUGCUCGUCAUCGGCCGCAGCGUGCUCGUCAUCGGCCGCAGCCUGCUCGUCAUCAGCCGCAGCGUGCUCGUCAUCGGUUGCAGCGUGCUCGUCAUCGGCUGCAGCCUGCUCGUAAUCGGCCGCAACCUGCUCGUCAUCGGUCGCGGCCUGCUCGUCAUUGGCCGCAGCCUGCUCGUGAUCGGCCGCAGCCUGCUCGUGAUCGAUCGCAGUGUGCUCCUCAUCGCCAGCAGCCUGCUCGUAAUGGACCGCAGCCUGCUCGUCAUCGGCCGCAGCCUGCUCGUCAUCGCCCGCAGCCUACUCAUGAUCGGCCGCAGCCUGCUCAUCAUCGGCCGCAGCCUGCUCGUCAUCGGCUGCAGCCUCCUCAUCAUCGGCCGCAGCUUGCUCGUUGUAGGCCGUAGCCUGCUCGUCAUCGGCCGCAGCCUGCUCGUCUUCGGCCGCAGCCUGCUCGUCAUCGGCCGCAGCCUGCUCGUCUUCGGCCGCAGCAUCUCGUCUUCGGCCUUCGGCCGCAGCCUGCUCGUCAUCCGCCGCAGCGUGCUCAUCAUCGGCCGCAGCCUACUCGUCAUCGGCCCCAACCUGCUUGUCAUUGGCCGCAGCCUGCUCGUCAUUGGCCGCAGCCUGCUCGUCAUCGGCCCCAGCCUGCUCGUCAUCGGCCGUAGCCUGCUCGUCAUCGCCCGCAGCCUGCUCGUCAUCGCCCGCAGCCUGCUCGUCGUCGGCCGUAGCCUGCUCGUCAUCGGCCGCAGCCAGCUCGUCUUCGGCCGCAGCCUGCUCUUCAUCGAUCGCAGCCUGCUCGUCAUCGGCUGCUGCUUGCUCGUCAUCGCCCGCAGCCUGCUCGUCAUCUGCCGCAGCCUGCUCGUCAUCGGCCGCAGCUUGCUCGUCAUCGCCUGCAACCUGCUCGUCAUCGGCCGCAGCCUACUCGUCAUCGGCCGCAGCCUGCUCGUCAUCGGCCGCAGCGUGCUCGUCGCCGGCCGUAGCCUGCUCGUCAUCGGCCGCAGCCAGCUCGUCUUCGGCCGCAGCCUGCUCGUCAUCUGCCGCAGCGUGCUCAUCAUCGGCCGCAGCCUACUCGUCAUCGGCCCCAACCUGCUUGUCAUUGGCCGCAGCCUGCUCGUCAUCGGCCGCAGCCUGCUCGUCAUCGGCCGCAGCCUUCUCGUCAUCGGCCGCAGCCUGCUCGUCAUCGGCCGCAGCCUGCUCGUCAUCGGCCGCAGCCUGCUCGUCAUCGGCCGCAGCCUGCUCGUCAUCGGCCGUAGCAUGUUUGUCAUCGGCCGCAGCCUGCUCGUCAUCGGCCGCAGCUUGCUCGUCAUCGCCCGCAGCCUGCUCGUCAUCGCCCGCAGCCUACUCGUCUUCGGCCGCAGCCUGCUCGUCAUCGGCCGCAGCCUGCUCGUCGUCGGCUGCCGCAGCCUGCUCGUCGUCGGCCGCAGCUUGCUCGUCGUCCGCCGCUGCCUGCUCGUCGUCGGCCACAGCGUGCUCGUCGUCGGCCGCAGCCUGCUUGUCAUCGGCGGCAGCUUGCUCGUCAUCGGCGGCAGAGUGCUCGUUAUCGUCGGCAUCAUGCUCGUCAUCAGCCGCAGCCUGCUCGUCAUCGGCCGGAGCCUGCUGGUCAUCGGCCGCAGCCUGCUUGUCGUCAGCCGCAGCCUCCUUGUCAUCCGCCGUAGCCUGCUCAUCAUGGGCCGCAGCUUGCUCGUCAUCGGCCGCAGCCUGCUCGUCAUCGGCGGCAGCCUGCUCGUCAUCGGCCGUAGCCUGCUCGUCAUCGGCCGCAGCCUGCUCGUCAUCGGCCGCAGCCUGCUCGUCAUCGGCCGCACCCUGCUCGUCAUCGGCCGCAGCCUGCUCGUAAUCGGCCGCAGCUUUCUCAUCAUCGGCCGCACCCUACUCGUCAUCAGCCGCAGCUUGCUCGUCGUCGGCCGCAGCUUGCUCGUCGUCCGCCGCAGCUUGCUCGUCGUCGGCCACAGCGUGCUCGCCGUUGGCCGCAGCCUGCUUGUCAUCGGCGGCAGCGUGCUCGUCAUCGGCGGCAGCGUGCUUGUCAUCAUCGGCAUCCUGCUCGUCAUCGGCCGCAGCCUGCUCCUCAUCGGCCGCAGCCUACUCGACAUCGGCCGGAGCCUGCUCGUCAUCCGCGGCAGCCUGCUCGUCAUCGGCCGCAGCCUGCUCGUCAUUGGCCGCAGCCUGCUCGUCAUCGGCCGCAACCUGCUCGUCAUCGACCGCAGCCUGCUCGUCAUCAGCCGUAGCAUGCUCAUCAUCGACCGCAGCCUACUCAUCAUCGGCCCCAACUUGCAUUGUCAUUGGCUGCAGCCUGCUCGUCAUCGGCCUCAGCCUGCUCGUCAUCGGCCGCAGCCUGCUCAUCAUCGGCCCCUGCUCAUCAUCGGCCGCAGCCUGCUCGUCAUCGGCCGCAGCCUGCUUGUCAUCGGCCGCAGCCUGCUCGUCAUCGGCCGCAGCCUGCUCGUCAUCGGCCGCAGCCUGCUCGUCAUCGGCCGCAGCCUGCUCGUCAUCGGCUGCAGCCUGCUCGUCAUCGGCCGCAGCUUGCUCGUCGUAGGCCGUAGCCUGCUUGUCAUCGGCCGCAGCCUGCUCGUCUUCGGCCGCAGCCUGCUCGUCAUCGGCCGCAGCGUGCUCGUCUUCGGCCGCAGCAUGUUUGUCAUCGGCCGCAGCCUGCUCGUCAUCGGCCGCAGCUUGCUCGUCAUCGCCCGCAACCUGCUCGUCAUCGGCCGCAGCCUACUCGUCAUCGGCCGCAGCCUGCUCGUCAUCGGCCGCAGCCUGCUCGUCGUCGGCCGUAGCCUGCUCGUCAUCGGCCGCAACCAGCUCGUCUUCGGCCGCAGCCUGCUCGUCAUCGGCUGCAGCCUGCUCCAAUCUACACACACACACACACACACACAUGGUGCGCACAGUUGGGAUGCGUGA